AAUAGUAAUCUCAAAUAUCUUAAACAAACUCAAACAAGCAAAAUCAAUGGGAAUUCCAUCAGAAUUAAGGGACAUGUGGGCGGCAAAUAAAUCAAGAAGUUUGAUGAUUGCUUCUCCUGCAGAAGAACAGAAGACGUUAAGGACUAAUCAGUGUACAUCUGAAGGUGUUCGUGCUGGAUUCAAGGCAGCUGGUAUAGGAUGUGUGGCCAGUACUGUACCUACAAUGGUUGCGGUUCGUGUGAUUCCAUGGGCAAAGGCAAAUCUAAAUUAUACUGCUCAAGCACUUAUCAUAUCUGCUGCAUCAUGUGCAUCAUUCUUUGUUGUUGCCGACAAAACUAUAUUGGCGUGUGCAAGAAAACAGUCCCUGCUGUUAGAAGAGUCUCUCAAACAAGAAAGAUGAUGAUGCACUUCAAUCAAUAUCUUGGCUUUCACACCUGUUUUUAUAUUGAUGAUCAAUUUUUAGUGUUAUUUUCUUUAUAUUUGGUUUCUCGGGUUUUUAGUUCUUGAAUAAAAGAGAGAAUCUUGUUAAUUCUUCUGUACAUUAGUAGUUAAUGUAAAUUCUCUGAUAGAUUGAAAAACAUGUAUGACAGAUAAAUCAUUUUCUACUAAUAUAUCCUUCGCUGUAUCAUUACACAAUAUUAUAAACAUACCAAUGGAAACUGGAGAAGUUUUUCAGCUUGAUUGAGACAUACAACACAUUAAAAUGAUUAAAGAUAUAUUUAAAAAAUAUUAGGUAUAUCAAAUGAUUAAAAACGUCAAAAUCAUGAAUAGAUCAGGUUGAAAUGAAACUGUCUCAUUAGAUUAGAUGAUGAAGAACAUUUACCACAUUCGAUUUCCUCUUCAAAUAAUUUUAUUAAUGUUUCACAUUGAUUCUCUCUUAACUCAAGCUCAUUAAGUUGUCCAUCAAAGUUAUUCUCUUUUGCCUUUUAUCCCAAAAAGCGAAGUCGAUAAUUCUCUUAAAUUCUCAUAAGAUUGGACCGACGAUGAAACCAAAAAGGUUUGAUGUGAUUUGAAGCCGAGAAAUAUACUAUUAAUCUAUCUCACAUUAAAAGAGUGCACAAACUAUGUGGCGCUCUUCAAAUCCUUUACGAAGAAACUGAAGACGUUAAGGAUUCUAAAAUCAAUAU
Messenger RNA from Vicia villosa (hairy vetch), 1127 nucleotides. Its product is annotated as early nodulin-93-like. The record is from RefSeq and is a predicted model, not a curated record. Lineage: Eukaryota; Viridiplantae; Streptophyta; Magnoliopsida; Fabales; Fabaceae. The transcript has 4 exons. The coding region runs from base 47 to 400 and encodes 117 amino acids.